AUGCCGUCUGCAUCUAAUCAUGGAACACCACGAAUGGUAAAUACUCCACUUUCAAGGCAUAUAAGUACGAAGAAAGUUGUUAAUUAUCAGUCGUUUAGAGUUGCACAUCAGAGAGUUAAUAUAGAUAUUGAUUUAGCCAGUAAUAGCAUUGAUGGGUUUACAGAAUUGACGGUCAUACCCACGUCGAACAAACUUAAAGUGAUCAAGUUAGAUUGUCGCGAGAUGGAAAUAAAGGAUGUUUUAAUUAAUGGAAGCAGGUCAUUGAAUUAUGUGCAUGACGAUAUGCUAUACAUCAACGACGGUGAGGAUUCCGAAGUGAUGGACUUGUAUUCCGAUGCGAUUAGUGUACAUCAGCACCACUUUAUACGAUCAAAGUUGGACUAUAUCUUCAAGCACGACGAAGAGUGCAAUACCCAGGAACUUAAAAUUCUUUUGCCAGACAAUAUGAAGUUUGAGUUGACUGAUAUUAAUUCGAUACAGACCCCGGGUGGGACGGCUACGCCUCUGCAUCUAAAAUCCAAGGGCACAGGAAGCGAGUAUUAUUACACGCCAAUACAGUUGAAAGUGGUUUACAAAGUCAAGAACCCGCAGAAUGGAGUGAAUUUUGUUACCAACGAAGACAUUGAAAAGAAGUUGUGGCAUGCAUAUACGACAAAUUCCAACUACAAUGUAUCGACGUCGUCGUGGGUGCCAUGCAUUGAUGAUUUAUCCAGUAGAUGUACAUGGUCGUUGGAAGUGAAUGUGCCCCGAACACUUAAGGACAUUGGAAACCCGCGAAUGAUUGGGUCGAAAGAAGCGGUGCAGUAUCAGAGAAGCAAGCGAUCAGGUGAUGAGAGCGAUGGAGAAGAGGAAGAUGGUAAUUACGACAUUGUUGUUGCAUGUGGAGAUUUCAACAACGUCAAGGAGACGCCACACCCAAUAGACAUGUCGAAGAAAGUUGUUUCGUGGUCAAUCUUCAAUCCAGUUUGUGCUCACCAUGUAGGCUGGGCUGUGGGAUGCUUUGAGAGUUUUGUUGUUUUUACCGGGCCCAAGGAGGAAGAUGAGGAGGAUACGGAAUUGAGAGGUGACGAUGUGAAUAAUGCAGUGACGAUUUAUUCACACCCAGAGGAUGUUGAGUGGGCGAAAAACACUACCGUAAUCACCAACAAGGCGAUGGAUUUCUUUCUGAAAGAGUAUGGGUCGUUCCCGUUUAGUUCUUAUGCAAUAGUGUUUGUGCGGUACCUGGUGUGCCAAACCAGUAAUUUUGCUGGGCUUUCGGUGAUGUCGUCCAAGUUGUUGUACCCACCGAACAUGAUUGAGCCCAUGUUUAGUGUGACUGAUGUGAUAUUGAAGAGUAUAGCCACGCAGUGGGCUGGUAUCAAUAUAUCACCGCAAACAUUCAACGAUAUGUGGUGUACAAUUGGUAUUGCAGGGUUUAUGGCGAUUUCGUUUAUCAAAAAGUUGAUGGGAGCUAACGAGUUUCGGUAUAGGCUUCGCAAACAAAUGGAUAAAGUGGUGGCAGAGGAUGUGGGAAGACAUGCAAUUGCCACCCCAAAAUUGAAGUACCCUGUUUGUGAAGUGGAUAUGGAGUUUGUGUGGUUGAAAUCGCCUAUUGUGUUGUUUAUUCUUGACAAUAGGAUGACAAAGACUGACAAGUCGUUUGGAUUGUCGCGGGUUUUGCCAAAGCUAUUUCUUCAGGCAAUGUCAGGAAGCUUGCCAAAUGGAACGUUGAGUACCGAGCAUUUCCGCUACGUGUGUGAAAAAGUGAAUCGAAACAAGUUGGAUGGGUUUUUCAAGCAGUGGGUGUUUGGCGCUGGUGCGCCUAUUUUCCGAAUCAGCCAAAGGUUUAACAAGAAGAAGGGGAUGAUUGAGAUGAACAUUCGCCAGGUGCAGCAUUAUGAGAGGAAGCCUAGGAAAUUGGAUAGUUGCGGUUUUAUUGAUGAUGCGAUUGCCUAUUUGGAUGAGGAGACGGUGCCCCCGCAACAACAUGUGUUUACUGGACCAAUGACAAUAAGAGUGCAUGAGUCUGAUGGGUCGCCGUAUGAACAUAUUGUUGAGUUGAAAGAGGCCAACACAAAGUUGGAUAUUCAAUACAAUUCGAAGUUUAGAAAGAUUAAGAAGAAGGAUGAAGGUGUUGAUCCUGGUAUUGCAUUUAAUCAAUUUGGUGAUGUGUUGGUUUCGGCUGCAGAGAUGCAAGAGUGGAAUUUGCGUGAUUGGGAUAAACGAGAUGAGGAGUCCUUGAGCAGUGAGCCAUUUGAAUGGAUAAGGGGCGAUGUGGAUUUUGAAUGGAUUGCACGAAUAGAUAUCAAACAGCCAGAUUUCAUGUUUGGAUCGCAGUUGGUGUAUGAUCGAGACAUUGAAGCACAGCUAGAGGCUGUGAGGUAUUUUGGUGAGUUGGAAAAGACUAAUGUUACGUACUGUACGGCGUUGACGCGGACGUUGAUGGAUGAGCGGUACUUUUAUGGGGUUCGGAUUGCUGCUGCCCAAGCUUUAGCUGAUUGCUGUAGUGAGGCAAACAAUUUUAUUGGUUUAGAGUACUUGCUCAAGGCCUUUGGUGAGUUGUAUUGUUUUGACGGGAGCUUUAUACCGAAAUCAAACGAUUUUAGUGAUUUUCGGGGGUUUAUGUUGCAACGGGCGUUUCCCAAGAUAUUGUGUGGCAUCAAAGAUAAUGAUGGGAGAGUUCCGAAACGGGUCCAGGAGUUGUUGCUUAAUCUAGUGAAGUAUAAUGACAAUUCGGGGAACGUGUUUGUUGAUAGUUUGUAUGUGAGCGAGUUGGUUGAGGCGUUGGUUAGCAGUACUGUGAGUGGGGGGAGAGACGAUGGGUUUGUGGAUAAAGUGGUGGGUGAGCUUUUUCGGCUUCAGAAGAUGGAUCGGUGGGUGGUGUCGUACCAGAACGUUAUUGAGGUGACGUGCAUACAACAGAGUAUUAGGAUGGCGUUGGCUGGUGUAAGGAAGGUGUCGCUUGAGGAAUUGUUGUAUAUGACAUUGGAUAAGUACCCCAUGGAGGCGCGGGUGGAGGCGUUUAGCGGGAUUUUGGGGUUGGGUGGGUUAAAGGAUAAGAGUGUGCUACAGUACUUUGUUAAGGUUUGUUUGUUGAACUUUGAACGUCCGUUGUAUAGGAGCAAGUUGGUGGAGGCGUUGGUUAGGGCCGUGUCGGAAGUUGCACUUCACGGGGUGUCGACUGUUGAUAAUACGGUUGGUGUCUCCCGUAUUAUUAUUGAUGAUGGUAAUGCCGCAAUGAAAUCAAAGAGAGACGAUAUAGCUCGGGCGAGUGUGAAGGGGGCAAUUGAAAUAUUGCGACGCGACUUUUCGGGUGACGAAGGGUUGCGAGAAACGAUGUGGGAAUUGCUUCAUACGUCAUUGGUUGGAUUGCAUGAGCGUCGCAGUAUCUUUUGUUUGUGUCGGGUAUUGUUUAAAGAGGUUGAUUCGUAUAUGGCUAAGGUACCGGUUCCAAGCAUGCCAGUUGAUGAAUACGUUCGGAAAAAGAUUGUCGCUAAAGUAGGAUAUCCGGGACAAGUAACGAUUAAACGAGAAGGAAGAUUCAAGAUACAGUUGGCUAGUCGGAAAGUCAAAGUGGAGCACAGGCCAUUGAAGAUAUCACUAAAGCCGGUUAGGCAGGAGAUUGUGCAUGUUGAUCCGGAUGUUCCUACAAGGGUUACAUUUAAGUUGCCCAGCCAUAGGAUAGCCGCGAGAAGAGUGGAGGUGGAUGGAACGGUAGUGACUAUUAAACUUGGACGUGAUAUGAAAUCAAAAUUAGAUUCGUUAGUUCAUCGGUAUGUGAGGAUAGAUACAAAGAGGAGAAAGAUAGAGGCAUCAAAGGUUCCAUUUAUUGAGGGGGGUAACACUUCCAAGGAGAAAGAGAGACGAAAAGUUUAUAUUCAUUUUGGUGGAAAUAUGGGUACGUAG
Candida dubliniensis CD36 is the source of this 3885-nucleotide messenger RNA. It is a transcript of the gene TSM1, whose product is annotated as Tsm1p. The transcript has a single exon. Gene Ontology annotation, cellular component: transcription factor TFIID complex. NCBI's taxonomy places the organism in Eukaryota, Fungi, Ascomycota, Pichiomycetes, Serinales, Debaryomycetaceae. Gene Ontology annotation, biological process: transcription initiation at RNA polymerase II promoter. Gene Ontology annotation, molecular function: chromatin binding; transcription cis-regulatory region binding; RNA polymerase II general transcription initiation factor activity. The record is from RefSeq and is a predicted model, not a curated record. The coding region runs from base 1 to 3885 and encodes 1294 amino acids.